AUGCUCAGACUGCUGCUGAAUUUCGCAGUCGGCGGUUUGCUCGGAGACGUGUUCUUGCACCUGCUGCCUGAGGCCUGGGGUCCCGCCUCGGGGGCCCCCGGGGACUGGAAGAUUGGUUGCUGGGUUGUACUAGGGCUGAUAUCGUUUCUACUGGUGGAGAAAGUGGCAGGUUGUAGUGAGCAAGAAACUGCUGAGCCAGCAGUGAGGCACACAGAACCAGUGAAGAAAGCAGGUAUCUCCUCUGGUGAGGGGAAGAAGAACGGGUUGGUGCACCGUAAUGGACACACUAGGUCAGGUCCUCCACACAGUGCUGCAGUGGAGGGAGAGGACGGAGAGGAGGGAGGAGGGAUUAACAUGAGAGGCUACCUCAAUCUGGCUGCCAAUUGCACAGACAAUUUCACCCAUGGGCUUGCCAUUGCAGCCAGCUACGUCAUCAGUCCGACAGUUGGAGCUCUCACUACAGCUGCAAUACUCUGUCACGAAGUCCCUCACGAAGUGGGAGACUUUGCCAUUCUCCUCAGCUCUGGUUUCGACAGCUGGUCGGCGGCCAAGGCUCAGUUGCUCACGGCAACGGGAGGAUUAGUGGGUGUGGUUGCCGGACUCACCGCUGAACAGCUGAGCUCGGCAUCGUCAUGGUUACUUCCGUUCACGGCAGGAGGGUUCCUUUACAUAUCUCUGGUAUCGAUUGUCCCCCAAUUGCUGGAGGAGAAGACAGAGCCACUGGCCUCCUCUGUGGAGGUCUUGGUUCUUGUUCUGGGCAUCCUUGUCAUGGCGUUUGUGUCCAUGGUUGAGACUGAGAGCUGCAGACACAUGCCCUCCCUGGCUAGCUAG
Molecule: messenger RNA, 831 nt
Organism: Geodia barretti
Lineage: Eukaryota; Metazoa; Porifera; Demospongiae; Tetractinellida; Geodiidae
Source: the annotation of a GenBank genome assembly